Molecule: messenger RNA, 2010 nt
Organism: Kockovaella imperatae
Lineage: Eukaryota; Fungi; Basidiomycota; Tremellomycetes; Tremellales; Cuniculitremaceae
Product: putative glyoxal oxidase precursor
Exons: 6
Coding region: 1-2010 (669 amino acids)
Source: RefSeq, a predicted model, not a curated record
AUGUCAUCCCUUAAUAUGGCCACCUUGCUUCCACUCCUCCCUCUUCUCGCCUCCCUUCCCUCCGCAUUGGCAUCACCUUACCGAUAUGUCGGUGGCGAGGAGCUGCGAAAGCGGGCCACGACCAACACCACGACCCCGCUUGGGUUCGAACAAGUCUCUGCAUCCAUGGGUAUCAGUGCUCAAAUGAUGUUCCUCGGUAACACUGAAAAAGUCUACGUCCUCGACAAGACAGAGAACAACCCUGCGACUGUCACUGGACCCUGGGGCACCCACCCCGCUUGGGCCGUCGAGUAUGACCUCGCCACCAACGAUUACCGAACCAUGGACGUCUUGUCCAACACCUUUUGUGCUGGAGGCAGUGUUUUGGGUAACGGAACAUGGGUUGUGUUUGGAGGUAACAAGCCCAUCACGACCGGUGGCAAGGACAACGUCGGAUCCGCUGGAGCUUACUCGGACGAAGAUGGUGGUUCAGCCAUCCGAAUGAUGGACCCUUGUACCGAUGAAUCGUGUGACUGGCAACAGCCCAACAUUGGCAACUUCAACUUGACCAGCUCGGCCGGAGGAUACCUUCUCAUGACUUCCAAGCGAUGGUACCCUACCGUCGAGACUCUGGAAGACGGAUCCGUCAUUGUCAUUGGAGGAGAUAUCAACGGAGGAUAUGUCAACGAUGUCUACCAGGACAACCCAACCUACGAAUUUUUCCCUCACAAGGGAACCGAUGAGCCUAUCCAUCUUCAAUGGCUCGCAGACACACUCCCCAUCAACCUUUACCCUCUGACUUGGCUCAUGCCUGAUGGUCAACUCUUCAUGCAGGCGAACCGAUCGACUAUCCUGUACAACUGGAAGAACCAGACUACCACUCAACUCCCCGCUAUGCCGUACGCUGCGCGUGUCUACCCCGCUUCAGCAGCCACCGCCAUGUUACCCUUGACCCCAGAGAACAACUACACCCCUACUGUCUUGUUCUGUGGUGGAUCCAAUCCCCCUCAAUGGGGUGAUGGUAUUGCUGGAUACAAUGUCACCGCCGUCCAGGCAGACAACACGUGUGUCCGGAUCAACCCCAUGGACGAGAACCCGGAAUACAUCACGGAUGACUACAUGUUUGAGGGUCGAAGUAUGGGAGAAUUCGUCAUUCUGCCAGAUGGAAACCUUUGGAUGGGUAACGGUGUCGGAUACGGUACUGCCGGUUACGGCUCUGACAAGUGGUCCAUCGGAAUGUCUUACGGUCAAGAACCCGUCUACAUGCCAGCUCUUUACAACCCUAACGCCCCGGCUGGUGGACGAUGGAACCGAACGGGUUUGACCGCAUCGAGCGCUGAACGAAUGUACCACUCCAGUGCCAUUCUCUUGCCCGACUCGUCCGUCUUUGUCUCUGGAUCGAACCCCAACGCCGACUUCACCACCGAGCAAUGGCCCAGUCGAACGGACGCUGAAAAGUGGUACCCAUGGUACUACAACGAGCCUCGACCCACUCUUCCCAGCUCUGCACCUACUUCGUUGAGUUACGGAGGAGAUGCGUUCAACGUCACUCUGGACACUUACGACCAGACCGCCGUUGAAUCCGCCCACGUUGUCAUCAUCCGAGGAGGUUUCCACACUCACGCCAUUGGAUUCGGACAACGAUCUUUGACCCUGAACUCGACAUACACUGUCAACCAGAACACCAACACGUCCAUGCUUCACGUUGCCCAAAUGCCAAACAACCCUGCAUUGUUCCAACCUGGACCUGCUAUGAUGUUCCUCGUCGUCAACGGUGUUCCAUCCAUGGCAAACUGGAUCAUGGUCGGAAAUGGUCAAUUGGGCGACCAACCGACCUCUCCCAACGCCGACUUGCCAGCUUCAAGCUACGUCGCUUUGAACACUUCUAGCAGUGGUGGAAGCAGUGGAAGCGGAAGCGAUUCCAGUGGAAGCAGGAACAAGGAUGGUGGUGCCAUGGCAUUCGCCAAGGCUUCCCCGGUAUCCGUUGGAUUGUUGGUCGCUGCGGUCGGGUCAUUGUUGGCGUUGGCUUAG